AUGACAACGGUGACAGCGUACUUCCUCGCCGCCGCCGCCCUCGCCGCCCAGGAGGCCGCCGCCUACUCCUACGGCUACUGCUACGACCGCUAUGGCCGUGAGUACUUCCGUUUGUUGCAGGCUGACAAGAAACAGGUGUCUACCGCUGCCGCCGCGGCCUCUCGUACGGCGCACGCGUCGGUAUCGGAGUCGGCGUCGGUGUCGGCGUCUUCCUCCUCAUCAUGCUCCUUGGCGGAUGCUGCCAGCGCCGAGCACCGCACCGAGAGACUUGCUCGCAUCCACGUUGUCCUCGUCGUCAUCGUCCUUGGCAGCUUGGGCGAGAGUGGCUUCGUCGGGACAGACGGCACCUACGGCUCGUACAGCCAGUACGGCGGUGCCGGCCCCACGGAGCCCGAGACCGCGUACACGGGCGACGGCAAGGCGACCGCGGGCGCAGGCGAGGCCGCGAGCUACUACGGCUCGGCCGCGAACCCGAGCAACAACUACACGACCCCGGCCAGCAACAACCUGGAGAGCCACUCUUAUGAGUAUGAGCAGGCCGCUGCCAAUGGCCAGACCCCCGCCGCACCGCCCCCCGCCUACGGCACCAACUCGGGCCAGGGCUUCGCGCCUCCCGCUGGCCCGCCCCCGGGGCAGAGCUACGCUCCUCCCUCGGGCCCGCCUCCCAAGUCGUAA
This is a messenger RNA of Trichosporon asahii var. asahii CBS 2479, 675 nucleotides long. RefSeq lists its product as uncharacterized. Bases 1 to 675 code for a protein of 224 amino acids. Lineage: Eukaryota; Fungi; Basidiomycota; Tremellomycetes; Trichosporonales; Trichosporonaceae. The transcript is spliced from 2 exons. The record is from RefSeq and is a predicted model, not a curated record.